AUGUGCGUUUCGAGACCGACCAAGAUUCUCAGGUAACUAAAGCUUCCGCGAACGCGGCUACGUGGAAUUCUGAUGGAUCUCUAUGGUUUCCAUGUCACUAACAAAAGAUUUUACAGAAAUCGAACAGAUGCCAACUCACUUUUAAUAACUGACCAGCCGCUUUCGGCAACAAGAAUCUCACACAAUACCCUAACUGUAAGGGAAACUGAAAUAACCCAGGAGCUUAGAAAAGAUGCGAAUUCGAAACAUAUGUCCUAUGUGUUCCAAAAACAAGUGCAUGUUUGGAUUUUGCCACUUUCACUUUCACAAUCAAAAUUCGGUGGAAGAAAGAAACCCUCAUCGGCUUGCACAAUAAUCACCGUUCAAAUUGCGCACGAUUUCCUCAAAUACAAUUUCGCUGUCCCCUUCAAACAGACAAAUUAUUCGCAAGCAUUGCCAUCAACAGUGAUGGAAGUUAUGAUAAAUGCGAUAAUUGAUGGAAAUGAUACGCAUGGAAAAGCGAUGAAUGCGCGGCGAAAUGGAUUUGUUGGCGAGUUGGCGAAAGAGAAUUUGACGAGUGAUUUGGUGAUCGAUCCGCCCUAUUUGAUGUGCAAUGUUUUGUUGAAGAAACCGUUUCGUGAUACGUUUACAGUGCCCGAAGCGAUUCGAGUUCAUCGACCGGAAAUGCACGAGAUUGAUUAUAAAUGUUUUGUGGGGCCGUUUAUUCCGAAUCUUAUUCGAGCAUUGAUGAGUGGGAUUGAGAGGUAAGAAUGGGAAUAAGAUAGCUUCUGAUAUUUUGUAUGAAAUUUGAAAAUAUAUUAUCAAUCUUAUCGGGUGAUUCAGGUCGAUAAAUUUUUUUUUUAAUUUUUGAUUAAGAAAAUGUCAAAAAACUAUUUUUCCACACAAAAAUGAAAAAUAUCUCGCAGCGAAAAUGUUUCAAUCAAAAAAAUAUCAAAAACUAGGAAAAAAAAAGUUUUUUGACAUUUCUGAAUCGAAAAUUUUUGGAAAAAACUUCUUUUUUUUAGUUUUUUUUUUCGACUUGAAUUACAAUUUUUUCUCCGAAAAUCCAAAAAUCCACGUUUCAAAUAUGAAUCCACGCGUUAUCAGGUCAAUUCCACGUGGAACUAUUUUUUUUUUGACCGAAAAAAAACGUGGCAAAAGUAGAAAUUUUUGCUUUUUCUGAACACCCCAAAAUCCACGUGUCAAAAAUCUAUUUUAGUUCAUGAACUUGAAAAAACUGUAAAUCUGGAGCUAGCUGAAAAUCCACGUGGCAAGCAGUAGCAAUUUGGAUUUCCCGCGGCAAAUUCAAAAUUCCAAUCAAAUUUUUCCUUCCAGCGAUUAUCUCUCAAAUUUGAAUCGCCUCGUUUUCGGAGUUUUGGCAUUCGAAAGAGCCAUGUCAUAUAUUUAUGAUCGACCAACUGAUACAAUUUGUCUAAUCGAUACCCACAUGCAUUUUCAAGGUCAAGUUGGAUCAGUAAUUGCCAGCUCGGCUUUGGAUGAUCUCGAAGAUUUUUUGAUAACAACAACAAAAUGUGUAUUUCAGGAGGUUUUCAAAAAUCGCAAUUUUCAUGGGGUAACUUGUCACGUCAUUUUAUAUUUCCCUUAAAAAAUCAAUUCUUCUAGCAAUUCGAAAUCACUUGUCUAAUGGUCAGCGAAAUCUACAAUAAAACACAUCGUGGCGCGAUUUUCAAAUGUGGAAAAGAUGCGCCGCCCGAAAUUUCGAAAUCAAAAAUGACUGCGAGUUUGAAAUCUCGAAUGAUGAAAGUGUCUGUGGAAAAUGGAAAUGAAGAAGAUAGUGGAUAUGAAAGUACUUAA
Molecule: messenger RNA, 1794 nt
Organism: Caenorhabditis angaria
Lineage: Eukaryota; Metazoa; Nematoda; Chromadorea; Rhabditida; Rhabditidae
Source: the annotation of a GenBank genome assembly